AAGUAAAUGCACUCGCAUGAAAUAUUGUUUAAUAAAUUUUUCUUAGUUUAGUUUAAAUGGAGAAUUGGGGAAGUGAGGAACGACAGAAAAUUGGAUUGCAAGAAUUUUUAAGAAAAUCAUGGAUUUAAGACUGAUAAUCUCCAUUAUUUUGGCACUAACCACCAUCCAAACCACAAAGUCAGCAGAAUGUGAGUACGAAGUCCUCAAAGGCAUCUAUCGUUGCUAUCUUAAAAAUGCAACCGUCCUCACUGACGACACCGAAUUAGAAAUCGAUGGUGAGCACGUGCAGGGGUAUGGCGAUAGUGACGUCAAGAAAGUCUUCAUUACCAAAUCAAUCAUUCAUUAUCUUCAGCCAACAAUCUUUGAUAAGUUUGUGAAUAUUGAAGAGUUUUCAUCAAUUGACUCAGAAAUUAAGGAAAUAUUGCCAAAUGCUUUUGAAUCGUGCCUAGAAUUGAAGAUUUUCAUCAUUGAGGACCCGGAACUUCAAGUUGUACCUGAAAAAUUAUUCAAAAAUUGCCAAAAAUUAUCAGAACUGACGAUUAAGGCACAACUGACGGUCCUCUUUCCCGACACUUUCUUCGGUCUCGAAAGCAGCUUAAAAAAUCUCGAUUUAUCCGGCAAUCAAAUUAUGACAGUGACUGAUAGCUAUUUUAAGGGUCUGAUAAGAUUAACAAGUCUAAAUUUAGGUGAGAAUGAGAUUAAUGGCUUCGAUAGUGCUGCAUUUAAUGACUUAACAAGCCUCGUUGAGCUUAAUCUGAUGGGAAAUUCACUCGCUGAGUCGAUGAUUCCUAUGAAUUUAUUUGAUAAUUUAAAGAAUUUGGAGAUUUUAGAUUUGAGGAUCAAUUUGAUUAAUGAGUUGAAGGCUGAGUGGUUUGGCAACUUGACGGGACUUCAAACUUUAGAUUUAUCAAGAAACAACAUCGAUGAGCUGCCUGAGAAAGUCUUUACAGCGCUGGAAAAUCUCAAAUUUCUUUAUUUAGACGAUAAUAAUCUUAAGACACUGCAGCCAGAGCCAUUUGGACAUCAUGACAGCCUGCUUGUCCUCACAGUCGAUAACAACGAGAUUCAGUCAAUUAAUUCUAAAUUCUUCGAGUCAUUCCCAAACAUUGAGUAUUUCCAUGCUGAGAAUAAUGUCUGCAUUGAUGGAUAUUUGAUAGCUUUUGAGGAACCAAUUAAGUUUGAGGAUAAAGCAGUUAAUGAUAUGUUAUAUCCAUGCUAUUCUUACAAUGGAGCUGUUAAGCUUGGUGAAAAUGAAUAUUUGACUUGGGUUUGGGUUGGAUUAGGAUCAGCUGGUGGUGCUUUCGUUGUUCUUGUUGUGCUUUAUCUUAUAGUUCGUAAAUUAAGAAAUAGAAAUAAUAAAAUUACUGUUAAUGUGUAAUAAAUAA
Molecule: messenger RNA, 1385 nt
Organism: Chironomus riparius
Lineage: Eukaryota; Metazoa; Arthropoda; Insecta; Diptera; Chironomidae
Source: the annotation of a GenBank genome assembly